Messenger RNA from Caenorhabditis remanei, 3045 nucleotides. RefSeq lists its product as uncharacterized. The record is from RefSeq and is a predicted model, not a curated record. Bases 1 to 3045 code for a protein of 1014 amino acids. Gene Ontology annotation, biological process: cell surface receptor protein tyrosine kinase signaling pathway; protein phosphorylation; positive regulation of kinase activity. The transcript is spliced from 18 exons. Gene Ontology annotation, molecular function: transmembrane receptor protein tyrosine kinase activity; ATP binding. Gene Ontology annotation, cellular component: signaling receptor complex. Lineage: Eukaryota; Metazoa; Nematoda; Chromadorea; Rhabditida; Rhabditidae.
AUGAAACUUCGAUUUCUUCUAUUUAUCGCCGGAGUUUUUUCAAUUUCCAACCAGGAAUUGGUUUCGAAAGCCGAAGGUUGCUUCCUUCGAUGCGUUGCACAAUGCGUCGCCUUUGUUGAAAAGGAGUCAUCUUCUCUUCAAUCGGUCGAAACAUGUAAACCACAAUGCCAGAAAUUCAACAACAAUAAUUUAUGUAUGGACAAUACUUGUUGGAGUACCUGUAAUGGAGAGCUUGUCCCUGAAAGAACCCUUCCAGCCCCAUCCAAUUUGACUCUCAAAGGAGUCCGCGGUUUAUCGUGGAAUGCUGUGCCGGGUGCUGUCAUGUACUACAUCGGGUAUCGAACUAUGAACAGUAAGAAGUUCACCAGUGACGAUUUUGUGAUUACGGAGAAACAGACCGUCGAUUUGAGCACUUUGACAAACAUCGAUCCAUGCUCCGAACUCGAAGUCGCAGUAGCCGCGUUUUCAGAAGAUGGGAUUGGGAAUGAGAGCAAGGAAUUGAAGAUUUCAAGUCCAAAACCGACGGCGAAUCCGAAAUUAGAUUUGUUGGAAAUGGAAUAUUUUAACACCACUCUAGUCAGUGACUUCUACCAAGCCAAUGCCACGGUUCAUGUUGAAUUCCGUUAUAAGACUGAUCCUUGGUUCCUCGGGCAAGACGACCUGGAUGUGAUGCCACUAUUCCACCUAAUUUCUUGUGUAGACCCAGAUUUGAGCCAAGGAAUCCCAGUUCCUGAUUUCAUGGUCCACGUAGAAAACAGUACAAUUUCCACAUCCAUUGGUUCCGAUAUGAUGGACAGAAAGUGUCGUUAUGUAUACUAUUUGCAGAGUGUGACCAGCAAGAAAUGUAACACAAUGACAGAAAUGCCGUCUCCACCUUCUUCGGCAUUGCAAACAGUGCAAGUUGAUUGCGAUAUUGUGAAGAACGCGCCAUGCUUCAAAGUUCCAAGUUAUCCAUCUCCGAUUUGUGGAAUGGUGGAUAGUGUUGCAUUUUCUGUUUUGGCUCGAGACCGUGAGGAUUUCAAUGAUCCAUCCGCCAACCUGACAGUCAAUGUCACUUUCAAACCAGUCAGCCGAACCAACGAGCUUCCAACUCUCUACUACAUCGGUAUCUAUGGAGCUGCUUCUGAAUACAAUACGAAAGAAGAGGAAGCAUUCCUUGGUGUCAAUAUUACACAUGUGCUCGGAAGAGAAUCUAGUUGCAAGUCUUUUGAUAGAUCUGGAGCUUGUUUGGCUGAAAAUGUGAAUCGAUCGAUUGUUUUACAAGGAAUCCACCCGAAAACAUUAUAUGGACUUACUAUUUGUGCAGUUAAAGAUCUUCGAAAUCUCACCCUUCCGGAUCUUACGAAUGAUUCGAAAUCAGUGAGACCGAGAGCUGCUAAGAUUAUGCUUGUGGAGCACACUCACGAAACUCAUCAGUUUGUUCCUUACCAAUUAUUAAUCCAACCUGCUGAUUUCUCACUUACUAACACUAUCGAAGACAUUAAUGUUUCUCGGAAAAGGAGACAGAUUGAUUCUGAUCUUUAUAACAACACUGAGUCCUUAUCAUCUGGGAAUGGAACUUUGGAAGAAAUGGACUCUGUUGGAUGGAAUAUAACUGACGAAUAUCUCUGGGACAACUCAACAUCGUCAUCUGAUAAUUUCACUUCUGAAUUCACAACAGAGGAUCCUGAUAACUUCACAACAACUACGAUGCUGCCGAUGUCACCGACGAAGGCUCCUGAGGACAAAAAUAACGCAGGAAUGAUCGUUGCCAUCAUUAUUGGAUCUCUUGCUGUAAUUGGAUUGGCUAUUCCCGGGAUAUGGUUUUAUUUCCGAUGGAAGUCCGAUAAGAAACUGAAAUUCAAGAUGGGUCAAAUGGGAAAAACCAAUUAUAAUGGAAACCCGUACACUGAUUUUCCAAUAUUUGCUGCAAACAAAAACGAUAUCUGGGAAAUCGAGCGACGAAAUCUCAUUAUCCAUAACGACAAGAAGCUAGGAUCUGGAGCAUUCGGAGCAGUUUACCUAGGAAAACUUAUCGGAAAAUCAUUGGCUCAUAAAGAUGCAAACUCUCCACUUGGAAUCAAUUUGAUGAGAGCAGAGAACUGUCAAGUUGCAGUGAAAAUGUUGCCAGAAUAUGCAGAUGAAAUGUCGAAACAUGAGUUUCUCAGAGAAAUCGCAUUGAUGAAAACUCUAGGAUACCACGAGAGACUUGUCAACAUGCUAGCAUGUGUCACAGAAUCCGAACCUCUCUGUCUUGUUGUCGAAUAUUGUGACAACGGAGACUUGCUUCAAUUCCUUCGAGAACGAUGUAAAUAUAUGAUGAAGCUGGAUGAUCUUGGAAUCAACUACCACGAUCCCCCAGAAAACGAUAAUUAUGACACUAAUAUGAUUGUGACAUUGAAACAAUUACUACAGUUUGCCGUUCAAAUUAGUUACGGAUUGGAAUAUUUGUCACAAAAAGGUUUUGUUCAUCGGGAUGUUGCGGCGAGAAAUGUUUUGGUUCACGAGGGAACUGCGUGUAAAAUUGGAGAUUUUGGAUUGUGUCGCUAUAUUUAUGCUGAUCAAUCACAGUAUAAAAGCAAGGGAGGAAAACUUCCACUAAAAUGGAUGUCUCCUGAAGCAAUCCGUCACUACGAAUUUUCAAUUAAAAGUGACGUCUGGUCAUUCGGAAUUCUUCUAUUUGAAGUCAUUACUCUCGGAGGCUCCCCCUAUCCAGGAAUGCCUCCAGAAGACGUUCUCCCACAUCUGGAGAGUGGUGGCCGGAUAGAAAAACCGGAUAAUUGUCCGGAGAACUUCUACGACGUAAUGAUGCAGUGCUGGAGUGCAGAUCCAGAAGACCGAAUCGAGUUUUCUGAUGUGAGAAUGCAGUUGGCAACGCAGUUAGAAGAUAUUACUGAAGAUUAUAGUUAUCUGAAAUUAGAUGCAGCAAAGGAUUAUUAUAAUGUUCAAUAUGGUGAAGAGAAAUUGAAACCAGAAGUUGUGAUAAUUCCGGAUGAAAUAAUCAAGCCAUCGAAACUUAUAAUGGACGAAUUAUCAGUGAAGAAUUUGAGGAUCGAGGAGAUUUAA